Messenger RNA from Protopolystoma xenopodis, 1882 nucleotides. NCBI's taxonomy places the organism in Eukaryota, Metazoa, Platyhelminthes, Monogenea, Polystomatidea, Polystomatidae. The record is from the annotation of a GenBank genome assembly.
CAGCUCUCCAAAUCGCGAAGUCAAGAAGAGAUUGCCCUCGGUUGAGAAAAAGCUCGUAACGCCUAACUCCAGGGAAAGUAUACUUCUAGGCGAUGAGCUUUAUCGUCGCCUAUUAGCAUAUACCUGUUGGCCUUCAAGAUUGGCAUCCGAAAUUAGGCGUCUAUUUGACUGCUUUACUCAAACCAGAGAAUAUCUUAAUAUAAAAAACACCCUUCAGCAGAAAAACAUCAAGAGGAAGGGAUCUUAUAGGAAUGUGCACGCCCCACUUGUUGCUCCAAUCCUUUUAAAUUUGUUCUCUGCUCUUGCCGCCUUUCAAGAGCCUGUCUCGCUGUCUGCCUAUCCGGAUUACCUACUUGUUAAUCCAAUGCCCAUGGACUUAUGCCUCAUUCGCGCCCGCCUCCUCAAUGGUUUCUACCGCCGACCGGCUGCGUUGGCAUUUGACCUGAAGCUCAUGGCGAGCAACGCGCUGCGCUACAACCAAGCCGGCAGUCGCAUUGUUCGUCAGGCCUGGUUAGCCGCUCGCCUCGGACUCGUCUGCGUAUUAGACCGCCAGAGACGACCCCCUGAAGUUUGUUCAGAUUAUCGACAGUUUUUGAGUCUGGAUCCCGAUUUGUAUCCGGAUGACCAAACAGAAGAGGAAGAUUGGAAAACUACUGAGGAAGUAAAGGAGCAAAGAGAGAUGGAGGACAGACAGAGGGAAAUGUUUGGUACGGAUGAAGUAGAGAAUGGGAUUGCUUAUCCGCUUUCCACAUUUACGGAUCGUCUCAGAAAUCGGUCGUUUGGUGUCGCAUCGCCUUCUUCAGCAUCCACUACCACGACUUCUUCCUCCCAUUCUUCUCGGACGUCGAGACACCUUUGUACUACAUCGAUUGCAUCUAUGGAUGCGCAGCAUCGUGUGAAGGGCACGCAACUUCGCCAUCGCCGAAGACGCGUCAUUCCUGCUUCGGAUGAUGACAUUGGCGAUAACGAAGCCCUUUCGGACUCAUGUAACUUAUUGGGGAGCUCGAGCCUUCUAGUUGGUGCUUCUAAUAGUCUCGUUUCUUCACAAACCCAGCAUAGCGUUUCUUCUUUUGGGUUUCUUGCCAAAUGUCGAUCUAGUGAUGAUGUACCGCCUGACGAUAUCGGCCACACUCUGCGAUCUCCAGCACACCGAUACACCUGGCGUAGUCUUUGCUCCGGCCUCCUAACAGACCUGCUUGCAUCACCACAGUCUCUCUUUUUCCGAGAUCCGGUAAACAUAGAGGAUUAUCCUGACUACCUGAAUUUUGUGCCUCAGCCGGUCGACUUGGGCACCAUCAAACGCCGACUCCACUUACGUAACGGACAGUCCAUCAUCACGGACAGUACGUUUGUCGAUUUCGAGGCAUACUCUGGUCCCGAGGGAUUUAUCAAUGACUUACGUCUCAUCGUAGCUAACUCGAAAGCCUAUAACCGAGUUCGUAACACACAAAUAUACUCCGAUACCAGGUGGUUAGAGCGCUGGAUCAAUGGCACGGCAGUGCCACAUCUUCGUAUAGUCGGAUUAAAUCUGCUGACCAACACACCUCCUUUGACUCCUACACCCUUUAUGAAUCAAAAUCUAGUUCCAUCCUCGUCAGAGCUGAUAGAACAAUUUCAUGCACAAUCUGAUUCAUCUUCAGCCACUCCGUCGACCUCACGUUUGCAAUGGGCCCCCUCACAUGUUGCAUCCAGUGCGACUGAGCCUAGGCAUUUGAGUGGUCCCAAUCUUGGCAGCCAUGCUUUUCCUGUCAACUGUUCAAAGUAUUUGAGUACUGGUCGAAAGGGUCCUAUUUCCAUCAAGGUUGAUGUGAGCAGCGACACUGGUAUCGAAGUCGAUGUGACUCAUCCUGUCAACGGAGGCUCUGCAAGUCAGUUUUAUUGA